Amphimedon queenslandica is the source of this 1509-nucleotide messenger RNA. RefSeq names its product F-box only protein 4-like. The transcript is spliced from 6 exons. Bases 32 to 1369 code for a protein of 445 amino acids. Gene Ontology annotation, molecular function: protein binding. The record is from RefSeq and is a predicted model, not a curated record. Lineage: Eukaryota; Metazoa; Porifera; Demospongiae; Haplosclerida; Niphatidae. Gene Ontology annotation, cellular component: SCF ubiquitin ligase complex. Gene Ontology annotation, biological process: protein polyubiquitination; SCF-dependent proteasomal ubiquitin-dependent protein catabolic process.
UAGAAAACCAGUCAUUUACUUCAUUGCAAUAAUGUCACUAAUACUCGACGAGCCUAAAGAUAUCCCCUCUUCUUCUAUUCCAGGUAGCCCGGCGUCUUCAUUCAUAGACUCGAGCCAUUCUCCUAUAGACAGCCCUCGCCUUUUAUUGGUACAGACCCUCAUCAAGUCUCCUCUUAACAGGCUCUACCAUUUCUAUCAAAGCAUGGCCGAGAACAAAGGAGAAACCGAAGUCCCCACCACUUCAACAAGUAGUACGUCCCCACCUACUUCCAUUAAAUCUCAAGAAGCAACUAACACAGCCUCCUCGACUAGGAGACUCCACCCUCAAGCCGAGGACUAUCGUAGCUCCUUAAUGGCUGGCACUGCCUCUGUUAUAUUAAAGAAAGAGAACGGGACGGAUAAUGCUGUCUUGUUUAGCGAUCUCCCUGUGGGUGUGGUGAUUCACAUAGCUGCUUAUCUUGACGUGAGGUCCCUCUGUCAUCUUCAGCAGACCUGUCAGAGGAUGUAUACGCUGACGAGUGACGAGCUCCUCUGGCGACGCAAGUUGUGGGAGGACAGUAGACAGUGGGAGGUGGUGAGCCACCUGUCUCAUCCUAAAGUGUACCAGGAGGUCUCUUCUGAUAGAUCUGCUCAAGCAAUCUACGAGAGUUGUUUUACCAACCGUGAUUCAGUCCCAUACCAGCCGUUCACUCAGAGACUCCAGUCUUUCGUGCGUCGUCUUCAAGGACACAUUCCAAGGCUCCUCAUGUUUGGGAGUGGACUUGAGACAGUACCAUUAGUGAAGAGAAUGAUCCUUGACUCUAACUCUCCUUACAAACCUAUUGGACUUGUCCCUGGGAAAGAUGGUGCUGGUUCUGGUAUUAGUAUAAAACAUAAUAAUGCCACAGUCAAUCUGAUCACACUCUACACAGCAACAAAAGCUGAGAGGCUAGCAGCAUCAGCUGGUACAGGCCAGAGGAUCAAUAAACUCAUAUCAGGAUCGGCUAGCAAAGACAGAGGAGGAGCGGGAGAUGAAGGAGUAGCAGAGCCAAUAUUGACACUGGCAGUGCAGGAGCAGUGUCAGAUGGCAGAUGGAUUCAUACUAGCUGUUGAUGCUACUAAUCUCAAUGAAGAAAUAUUAGAAUCAGAUAUUGAGACGUUAACUGCCAUGCUUCUAGCCAGUCACAAUCAGCGUAUUCCUCUGUUAGUAUUGUCCUGCUUGUUUCAGACUGACGAUCAACAACCAUCACUUCCUUCACUUGAUGUAGCUGAUAAACUGAAACUGAUUGACAUUAGUAAUCCAUGGCAGGUUAGAAGUCUUAAUGUCAAUACUUUUGAAGGCUUGUCAACUGGCCUGGAUUGGCUGUUAACUGCCGCUGCUAGUAAAUAAGAAUUACAAAUAUAUUUUUAUUCGAGAUUAUAAUAAUUUUUUUAUUCAAAAGAACAAAUAAUUAUAUUACAAAGUGAUUUAAUAAUAAUUAUUAAAUAAUAAUAACAAUUAUUAAUAUGACACAGUUUUAAAGCUUAAAA